UCUUUCUAUGGAUGGAACAUUUUACGAAAGCUGUCAGUGUCACUCAGAGAAAAAUAAUUUGUAAAUUUUAUUUUUAUGUGUGUGUUCAAUAAAUUCGUAUAAAACAGUUUAGAAAUUAUUUACUUUUCUUAGUUCUUUCGUUACGAUGACAGUGACGAAGAAGCAAUAAUUGCGUGUAUUUAUUUGUUAAUUCUUUCCGAUCCACUGUAUGUUUAUACGUAAAUCAGCUGUUUUCUAGCAAUACAAUACAAAGUGUAAUUUUUAUAUAGUUAAUUCUUUCGAAACACUGCAAUUAAAAUUAAAAUGUCGUCUACUCAUCGAGAAGCAAUUCAGAAACAAAUUCAACAAGACUGGGCAAACAGGGAAUACAUUGAAGUCAUAACUGGCAGUAUUAAGAAAAUAACAGAUUUUCUAAACUCCUUCGAUAUGUCCUGCAGAUCACGAUUAGCAGUUUUAAAUGAAAAACUCUCUACUCUUGAGCGUAGGAUAGAAUAUUUGGAAGCACGUGUGACCAAAGGAGAGACUUUAACAUGAAAUAUCACCAUGAAAAAUUUUAUACUAUACCCUUUUUUUACUUUUGUCUAUUAUAUACAAUUGUAUAUAUCUAUAUAUAUUUAUAGUAUUAUUUUAACAAACUUUUGAAUUAUAUUAAUAAAAAGAAAAAUUAA
Leptopilina heterotoma is the source of this 668-nucleotide messenger RNA. It is a transcript of the gene HSPC300, whose product is annotated as probable protein BRICK1-B. The transcript is spliced from 4 exons. Gene Ontology annotation, molecular function: protein-containing complex binding. Bases 304 to 534 code for a protein of 76 amino acids. The record is from RefSeq and is a predicted model, not a curated record. Gene Ontology annotation, cellular component: SCAR complex. NCBI's taxonomy places the organism in Eukaryota, Metazoa, Arthropoda, Insecta, Hymenoptera, Figitidae. Gene Ontology annotation, biological process: cell motility; actin filament organization; regulation of actin polymerization or depolymerization.